Messenger RNA from Hemicordylus capensis (graceful crag lizard), 2110 nucleotides. RefSeq names its product E3 ubiquitin-protein ligase TRIM39-like. Bases 46 to 1488 code for a protein of 480 amino acids. The record is from RefSeq and is a predicted model, not a curated record. NCBI's taxonomy places the organism in Eukaryota, Metazoa, Chordata, Lepidosauria, Squamata, Cordylidae. The transcript has 6 exons. Gene Ontology annotation, molecular function: protein binding; zinc ion binding.
CCGCCUCCUUUGUGUGUUGAGAAGUUCCUCUCGCCCGCCGCCGCCAUGGCUGCUAAAGCAGCUCAAGCUUUGCAGGAAGAGCUCUUCUGCCCCAUCUGCUUGGAUUACUUCACGGACCCGGUGAUCCUGAGCUGCGAGCACAACUUUUGCCGGGCCUGCAUCUCCAGGUUUUGGGAAAACUUGGGCAACAGCUUCCCCUGCCCGCAAUGCAGGAAACGGUCACGCAAAGAAAAGCUCCGGCCCAACACCCAGCUGGGGAAAGUGGCCGAGAGGGCCAAAGAAUUGGCCUCGAUUGCUGACCAGGCUAGUGCUCCUGAAGGCCCGCCGUCGAGGGAUGGCAGCAGCAAGGCAGCAGGGGCCGCCACUAGAGAAAUGUGCAAGCAGCAUCUGGAGGGGCUGAAGUUGUUCUGCAAGGACGACCAGAGUUUGAUCUGUGUGGUUUGUGAUCGAUCCCUGGAGCACAGAGCGCACACAGUCAUGCCUGCAGAAGAGGCGGCCGGGGAGUACAAGGUGCAGCUGCUACACCACUUGGCAAUGCUGAAAGAUGAGUGGAACAGCAGGGAGAUCCUUUCCAUUAACCAAGGGAAGAGACUGAAGAUGCUGGUGGACCGUGCAGAAGCCGAGAAGCAGCGGACUGCUCAUGUGUGCCAGCAGCUGCAGAAGCGCUUGCGGGACAGGGAGAAUGAAAUGCUUCAGGGGCUCUCAAAAGUGGCCAGUGAACUGAUGAAAGUACAGCAGCAGAACGACAGCAGAGUUCGGCAGGGGACACCACUUCUGCGGGGACUGAUAGCGGAGCUCGAGCUCAAGUGUCAGCAGCCAGAUAACGAGCUUCUGAAGGAUAUUGGCAACCUUCUGAGCAGGUGUAAAAACUGGACCUUUCCAAAAUGGGUGCCAGUGUCUACUACUGAACUGGAGGAGAGAAUUGUCCAUUUCUCCCGGAAGAAGACAGUACUUUGGGAGCACAUGUCUGGGAUGCAAGAAAUCUUGACCCUGGAUCCUGAUUCCGCUCACCCCAGCCUAGCCAUUUCAGCUGACCGGAGGACGGUGAGCCACAGAGGUGUUUGUCCAAUGCACCACAAUUUGUCUCGAAGAUUCUAUCCCUCCUUCUGUGUGCUGGGUUCUGAGGGAUUCACAUGCGGCCGUCACCACUGGCUGGUGGAUGUGAAGGGCCAGUGUGGUUGGGCUCUGGGUGUCGCUCAAGAAUCUGUGGAUAGGAAGAAACCCGUGGUCCUGGAUCCGGAACGUGGAAUUUGGGCUGUGGAGCUGGGUCCAUACCAGCUCCUUCCUGCAGCACCGGCCUCCAAGGCAGCAACGGACAUUCCAACCCGCAGGUUUCUGGUCAGCCUAGACUAUGAAGCAGGGCAGCUGACGUUCUCUGACUCUAGUAACGCAGGACCUCUCUUCACCUUCAGGACCUCCUUCACAGAGAAGCUUUACCCAUUCUUCUGGCUGUGGUCUCUUGAGGCUUCUAUCACAUUGUGUCCUUGAGGCUAGAGAAAGAGAUAGGCCCGGACCUGACAUUUGCCAUGGUGGUCAUUAGUGAUAAAUGGAGACGGAAGUUUGGGGUAGCAUACAAAUUUGAUAAAUACAAUUAAAAUAAAUAAAAGAAAAGGCAGUCUGCACUGGCUUGCACAUGGUCUCUUAACUAUUCUCAUUACCACAAAUACCUGCUUUGAGCCUUAUCAUUUAAACAGGGUCUUGUGCGUCAGGUCAGAUAUGUGCAUGCCAGGGCACUGUUGUGUAAUUUCUGUACCACCUCUCCUUAGAGUCCUGUGUUAAUAUGAAAGCUUCCAUACUAAUGACAUUAUCUUGGCCAUCACAUGUUUCCAAACCUGUAUGUGCUGAUACAACUUAUGGUGCCGUUGGAUUUUGAGCAGAGGAACCCGGUUCAAUUCUCCACUCAGCCACAAAAUGUACUAGCUGACUAGUCACUUUCUCCUGCCUAACCUACCUCACAGGGUUGUUAUGAAGAUACAUGGGAGGGGGCAAGAAGUUGUGUACACUGCCUUGAGUUCUUUGGAGGAAGGAUGAGAUGAUGAUAAAUGUGGAGGUUGAGAAGGAUUGAUGGGCGUACCUAUUCAUUCUCUGCAAAUGUCAUGGGCUAUAUUUU